Candidula unifasciata is the source of this 531-nucleotide messenger RNA. Lineage: Eukaryota; Metazoa; Mollusca; Gastropoda; Stylommatophora; Geomitridae. The record is from the annotation of a GenBank genome assembly.
AUGAAACAUACUGCAUAUUCUACAUCUAAUUCAUGUAACUUUUUGCAAGAUAGUAUCACAAUCAAAAUCUCGUUAGAGCUGCAGAAUGCUUCUGGAAUAACAUAUUUUACCAUACCGCAGCCAGUAAUCAGUGAUGAAUUAUAUUUCCUUAUUAUGUUUAUUAGUCAAGGUAUUAUUUGCCAAGCUAUUACCGUACUUGGGAUCUUCGGUAAUAUAAUUAACUGUAUUGUUUUUGUGAAACAAGGCUUCUCAGAUAAUAUUAACGUAAGUCUUUUGGGCCUCACUAUCUCAGAUCUGUGCUCUCUCAUCUGUAUAAUGUGGACUUGUCUGUUUUUUAGCCCUGUUGUAAGAGAUACUGAUUUAUUCUCUCCAGACGUGCAUAUUUUAUCAGGUACUUGGCCUCAUAUUAUAUUCACAAGAAUUACGGGAUGGAUAACAGCGUUUAUCAGUCUGGAGAGAUGCGUCUGUGUUAUUAAACCAUUAAAAAUCAAAACGAUGUUCACAAGAAAGAGACAUUUCAAUGCAAUGAUA